Messenger RNA from Nannizzia gypsea CBS 118893, 1710 nucleotides. Its product is annotated as Alg12p. Gene Ontology annotation, cellular component: endoplasmic reticulum membrane. The transcript has 3 exons. The coding region runs from base 1 to 1710 and encodes 569 amino acids. Gene Ontology annotation, molecular function: alpha-1,6-mannosyltransferase activity. NCBI's taxonomy places the organism in Eukaryota, Fungi, Ascomycota, Eurotiomycetes, Onygenales, Arthrodermataceae. The record is from RefSeq and is a predicted model, not a curated record. Gene Ontology annotation, biological process: protein N-linked glycosylation.
AUGCAGAAUCCUAUAUUCGUGUUUGCACUGGUAAUCAGCUGUGUCAUUGGCACUGUUUUCCUCUGGCUAUCCCCUUUUACCAAGGUUGAGGAGUCCUUUAAUAUCCAAGCAGCCCAUGAUAUAUUAAAGUACGGGGUGCCCUCGCUGGGUAACCCUUUGCCUGUACUUAAUCAAUAUGAUCAUGUUAGCUUCCCUGGCUCUGUCCCAAGGACGUUCGUUGGUGCCGUCCUUUUAGCUGGUGUUGCUCAGCCGGUGAUACGGAUCACAGGAGGUGACCCUCAAGCCAUAGUGCGCGGGGUUUUGUGGUUCAUCAACUUCCUUGCUUUAGGAGGGUUUGCUGGUACCUUAAGUAGGGCAUUCGGACCGACUACUGGGAUAUGGUAUCUCCUGUUCCAAAGUAGUCAGUUCCAUGUCAUGUACUACGCCUCGAGAACCCUUCCGAAUAUGUUUGCGCUACCUAUAACUACGUUUGCCUAUUCCCUUUUCGUGGCAUGUCUACAUGCACAACAAAGUGGGCGUAUAAGCAGGAAUUACCGAUUAUCGCUCUACCUGCUCACUAUUGCAGGAAUUAUUUUCCGGUCUGAAAUCGCCGUCUUACUGGGUACAACGACGGUGUAUCUAUGGGCUCAGGGACGGAUAGGGCUACGCCGGGAAAUAAUCCCAGCAGGCGUUGGUGGUGUUUUAAUUGGCCUUACGAUCACCGUACUGAUCGAUUCAUUCUUUUGGCAGAAAUUCCCCCUCUGGCCUGAAUUGACUGGUUUUGUAUACAACGUGCUCCAGGGGAAGGCUUCCAACUGGGGUACCGACCCGUGGCACCAUUACUUUACCAGUGCUUUACCUCGUCUCCUUUUAAACCCGCUGGUCUAUCUUGUUUGUAUUCCCCUUGCUUGCCUCAUUCAUCCGCUACGUCAAGCUACUCGCUCCAUCAUCAUCCCGCUCGUCAGCUUCAUUGCUGUGAUGAGUCUUCAACCGCAUAAGGAAUGGCGCUUUAUCAUCUACACAAUACCCCCAUUGACCGGAGUUGCUUCCCUUGGGGCAUCAUACAUCUGGGCUCGCCGUGCGAAAUCCAUUAUUUACGGCCUUCUUUCAACCGCGCUUGUCCUUUUAACCCUGGCCUCGUUCGCCAUCUCAUUCCUCGUUCUCCUACCCAUCUCCAUGGCCAACUACCCAGGCGGAGCAGCCAUGAAGCAAGUGCAUAUCCUCGCUCAUAACUCUCAACCAGUCAUCACGGUACACAUGGACACAUAUACAUGCCAGACUGGAGCAACUCAUUUCUUAGAAAUGCCGAUUCCCAGGUCUCCAAUGGUUCAUCUACCCGGCUCGAACGCUGGCGGGUUUCCAGAACUCAAAGCAGGAGAAUCGAGGUGGAUAUAUGACAAGACGGAAGAUGAACUUGAAAAGAGAGAUUCUAAAUUCUGGGAUGGAAUUGACUAUGCCCUUGUUGAAGAUGAGACUGUUCUUCAGGGGAUGGGUGACUGGAAACCUAUUGAUAAUGCCUAUGGAUAUGAUGGAGUCCGUAUUAUUCGACCAGGUACUGACGACUGCUAUGCGUGUGGUGUCGAGACCAUUAUUCUGCGGAAGUUCUUUGGGGAUACUGGAGUUGAUUAUUGGGAGGCAAUAAAAGCAGGUGCAAGAAAGCAUAUCACGCGUGGCUGGUGGGUGGAAGCUCGAUUGGCUCCAAAGAUCAGAAUCAUGAAACACAUUAGAUAA